AGUUCACUUGAGACUCGAGAGCGUACAGGUUGCCGUGUGCCGUCGUGAAAAAUAGAAUAAUAGAAAAGUAAAAAGCACGAGAGCCGAGCAAACAAAUAAAUCUAACCCAGGCAUUCGCAAGCAGACAACGACAGCAAUAACAUUUAAGCAGAACCCCCUCAAAAUUACAGCAUGUCUGCGAAAGCGAUCACGGAAGCCACCGGCAAAGACAUCCUCAAUCGUCAUCUGAAUCAGCACGGCGCCGGCGCAGCCACCUGCCGCUUUGCCACAGUCAAUGCGGACACGGAUUGGUCCAAAUUGAGCGUCGAUCAUCCCUGGUUGCUGACCACGCCCCUUGUGGUGAAGCCCGAUCAACUGAUUAAGCGACGUGGUAAACUGGGCCUAAUUGGUGUUAAGAAGAGCUUUGAGCAGGUGAAACAAUGGAUUGGCGAACGUCUCAACAAGGAUCAGAAGAUUGGCAAUGCGGUCGGCAAGCUGCGCAACUUUAUAAUCGAGCCCUUUGUGCCGCACACAGAGGCCGAGGAAAUGUACGUGUGCAUCUAUUCGCAUCGCUCGGCGGACACGAUUCUGUUCUAUCAUCUGGGCGGCGUGGAUAUUGGCGAUGUGGACGCCAAGGCUGUCAAGUUGGAGGUGCCGGUGGACAGCACCUUGUCGCUGGCCGAUGUGAAGACCACGCUGCUAAAGGCCAUUACAGAUGCGUCCAAGAAGGAGCGCAUUGCCAAGUUUAUAUACGCAUUAUACGCAACAUUUGCUGAUCUGUACUUCACGUAUCUGGAGAUCAAUCCGCUCGUGGUGACAGCCGAUCAUUUGUACAUAUUGGAUCUGGCAGCCAAGCUGGACUCGACUGCUGAUUUUAUAUGCCGUCCGAAAUGGGGCGAAAUUGAUUAUCCGCCGCCCUUCGGUCGCGAUGCCUAUCCCGAGGAGGCGUACAUUGCAGAUCUGGAUGCAAAGAGUGGUGCCUCGCUCAAGCUGACGAUCCUUAACAGAAAUGGACGCAUUUGGACCAUGGUCGCUGGCGGUGGUGCCAGUGUCAUUUACUCCGAUACCAUUUGUGAUUUGGGCGGCGCCACAGAGCUGGCCAAUUAUGGCGAAUAUAGCGGUGCGCCAUCCGAACAGCAGACAUACGAGUAUGCCAAGACGAUACUCAACCUGAUGACCUCGUCCCCGAAACAUCCCGAUGGCAAGGUGCUGAUUACAGGCGGCGGCAUUGCUAACUUUACGAAUGUUGCAGCGACCUUCCAAGGCAUCAUCACGGCCCUGCGCGAGUUCCAGCCCAAGCUGGUCGAGCACAAUGUCUCGAUCUUUGUGCGCCGUGCGGGACCCAACUAUCAGGAGGGCUUGCGUCGCAUGCGUGACUUUGGCGGCACCUUGGGCAUACCGCUGCAUGUGUUUGGCCCCGAGACGCACAUGACCGCCAUUUGUGGCAUGGCGCUGGGCAAGCGACCCAUACCACAGGUGGCCAGCGUUGAGUUCUCCACGGCAAAUUUUCUGCUGCCCGGCGGCCAGCAGGCGCAGGCCGAUCUGAAGGCAGCCAGUGAGGCGGAAGGCCUCGGCUCUGCCUUGCGCUCGACAACAGCACAAUCGAUUAAACUACCACCUAUCUCGGCAGAUGAGAGCGAUGGCCUCGCCACCAAUAAUCAUCAGCAGCAGCAGCAGAGCAAGAGCAACGGUUCGAAUUUGAAUUUCAAUCGCAAGUUCUUCUCCAACACAACCAAAGCGAUUGUCUGGGGCAUGCAGCAGCGUGCGGUGCAAUCGAUGCUCGAUUUCGAUUUCAUAUGCAGGCGCGAUGAGCCAUCGGUUGUGGCCAUGGUCUAUCCCUUUACGGGCGAUCACAAGCAGAAGUACUAUUGGGGCCACAAGGAGAUACUGAUACCCGUUUACAAGAAGAUGUCCGAUGCCAUACACAAGCACAAGGAGGUCGAUGUUAUGGUCAACUUUGCCUCGCUUCGUUCGGCUUAUGAUUCGACGCUGGAGGUGCUUGAAUUUCCACAGAUACGCACAGUGGCCAUCAUUGCCGAGGGCAUACCAGAGAAUAUGACACGGAAACUGAUCAUUGAGGCCAACAAGAAAGGUGUGGCCAUCAUUGGACCCGCCACAGUGGGCGGCGUGAAGCCAGGCUGCUUCAAGAUUGGCAAUACGGGCGGCAUGCUCGAUAAUAUAUUGCACUCAAAGCUCUAUCGUCCCGGCAGUGUGGCGUAUGUCUCUCGCUCGGGUGGCAUGUCCAACGAGCUCAAUAAUAUCAUAUCAAAGGCAACGGAUGGCGUCGUUGAAGGCAUUGCCAUUGGUGGGGACAGAUAUCCCGGCUCCACGUUCAUGGAUCACAUUCUGCGCUAUCAGUCAGAUCCGGAAACGAAACUCAUUGUGUUGCUGGGCGAGGUGGGCGGCACCGAGGAGUAUGAUGUGUGCGCCGCAGUCAAGGAUGGACGCAUCACAAAGCCUCUGGUAGCCUGGUGCAUUGGCACCUGCGCUAGUAUGUUUACCUCGGAGGUACAGUUCGGCCAUGCCGGCUCCUGUGCGAAUUCGGAUCGCGAAACGGCUACGGCAAAGAACAAGGCGCUGCGGGACGCUGGCGCAUACGUUCCGGACUCGUUUGAUACGCUGGGCGAGCUCAUUCAUCAUGUGUACGGCGAGCUGGUCAAGACCGGACGCAUUGUGCCACGCGAAGAGGUGCCGCCACCGACGGUGCCCAUGGACUACUCAUGGGCCCGCGAGUUGGGUCUGAUCCGCAAGCCGGCAUCGUUUAUGACCUCAAUUUGUGAUGAGCGCGGCCAGGAGCUGAUCUAUGCGGGCAUGCCCAUCAGUGAAGUGCUCAACAAGGACGUUGGCAUUGGUGGCGUCAUUUCGCUGCUGUGGUUCCAGCGCUGUCUACCUCCCUAUGUGUGCAAGUUCUUCGAGAUGUGCCUCAUGGUCACGGCUGAUCAUGGACCCGCUGUCUCCGGCGCCCACAAUACCAUUGUAUGUGCACGCGCUGGCAAGGAUCUGGUCUCCUCCGUCGUCAGUGGUUUGCUGACAAUUGGCGAUCGCUUUGGCGGAGCGCUCGAUGGCUCGGCCAGGCAAUUCUCAGAGGCAUACGACACCAACUUGCAUCCCAUGGAGUUUGUGAACAAAAUGCGCAAGGAGGGUAAACUUAUUUUGGGCAUUGGACAUCGCGUUAAGUCCAUUAACAAUCCCGAUGUGCGUGUCAAAAUUAUCAAGGAGUUUGUCAUGGAAAACUUCCCGCAGUGUCCGCUGCUCAAGUAUGCGCUGGAAGUGGAGAAAAUCACAACCACCAAGAAACCAAAUCUAAUUCUGAAUGUGGAUGGUGUGAUUGCCACCGCCUUUGUGGAUAUGCUGCGCAACAGUGGUUCCUUCACCAGCGAGGAGGCACAGGAGUAUAUCAAUGUGGGUGCCAUCAAUUCGCUGUUUGUGCUGGGCCGCAGCAUAGGCUUCAUUGGACACUAUAUGGAUCAGAAGCGACUCAAGCAGGGACUCUACCGUCAUCCAUGGGACGACAUCUCCUAUGUCAUACCCGAACAAUACAACUAAGAGCUUGUCCAUUGAUAUUACAAAUUGUUGGAUGUUGUUGUAGCUAAGCACAGAUGUUAACCAACUGCUAGUGGCGAGCAUGGAUGGCCGCAUGGUUCACAAUCACAGAACACUCCAUUAGCUGUGUAGUUGAGUUUCAAUUCUACUAUAUAUACAAAUAUGGCUCAGCUUACCCCAGUUUGUCUCCCCCCUCUCUCUCUCUCUCCCUAUCUAUCUCUUAGUUAAAUACAUUACAUAUGUUUACAGUGUUAUAACUAAGCCGCAUUUACAUUCAUACUAUUUACCAGCAUAAAGUUAUUAAGUUACGAUCGUAUAUUGUUGACGCUCCUCUAGGCUAUAGCCGGGUUUUUGGAAACUGAAAAAAAAAAAUAACAAAGAAUUAGUGAAAUCUUGAGCUCCAAACGACAUUUGUCAUUAUAAUUUGAUAUGUUUUUAUAAUUAUUUUAGUUUGGAUGCAAAUUGUUUAGUCAACAACGAAUAAACUGUUGCAAAAUGCUUAA
Drosophila montana is the source of this 4025-nucleotide messenger RNA. RefSeq names its product ATP-citrate synthase (gene ATPCL). Gene Ontology annotation, molecular function: ATP citrate synthase activity. Gene Ontology annotation, cellular component: cytosol. The record is from RefSeq and is a predicted model, not a curated record. The transcript is spliced from 9 exons. Bases 172 to 3525 code for a protein of 1117 amino acids. Gene Ontology annotation, biological process: fatty acid biosynthetic process; acetyl-CoA biosynthetic process; citrate metabolic process. NCBI's taxonomy places the organism in Eukaryota, Metazoa, Arthropoda, Insecta, Diptera, Drosophilidae.